UUAAUGAGAGUCCAUGUAAGUUAAAGAUACCCAUACACGGUGGUGAUGCUGAACAAUGUUGAAAUUAUAGUUGUUUCAUUAUGCAGGCAGUAAAUAAUGAUAUCCUUUAACUUAGUAAACCAUGGAAGAAGGAGGUGUAAGUAUAAGAGAAAAACGCCUUCAAUGUUUACACUGUAAAGCACAGUUUGACGAAGAGGUCCAUCUACCAAGAGUUUUACCAUGCCUGCAUACUUUCUGUUCGACGUGUUUGAAGAAGCUUAUGAAAAACAAUCUCAUUACUUGCCCAACAUGUCAUGAUAAUUCUAAAACAUCCGGGGAUUCAUUGGAAACGUAUCAGAUUGAUUUCACCCGAAAAGAUCUAGUUUCCUUCCACAAGAAGUUCUGCCAGUCAUCAAAAGUAGAGUGUGACAGGUGCGCUGAAAACAAAGCAGAAUUCUGGUGUUGCGAUUGUGAAAACUUUUCAUGUAGCGGCUGCAAUAAAAGUCAUGAGAGAAAUAAAAAAUGGAAAACUCACAAAGUUGUAAGCAUUACCGAAAUAAAAGAUCCAUCGCAUUUCCAACAUGAGGUGCUAUGUAGUAGAAAAGGACAUAAAAACAAGCCAUUAGAAUUCUACUGUACAGGGAAAAGUUGUAAAAAGGCUGUGUGCGGUACAUGCUGGAAGGUUGACCACUCUGACAAGACACAACAUACACCAACAGAUAUCGAAGACCAAUUUGUAGAGGAAAGAGACAGUCUUUUCAAGAAAGCAGAAAAGCUAAAUGAAAAGCAAAUUCAGAUAACGAAUCUCCAAAAGAGAAUAGAUGAGGAAGCUUAUGAUGUCACAAAGCAAACUAUUUCGGCGGAAUUUGAAAUUAGUUCUUUUUUUAAUCAGUGUAUCAAGCUGUUAGAGAAGAGAAGAGAUGAUCUGUUGGAGACGGUUAGCACAAUUUCACAGAACAAAGAAAUAGUUCUGACGAACCAAAAACAGGAACUUGAAGAGUUCAAGUAUAGAUUGUCAGAUGCAAACAUUUUCCUCGAGCAAUCAUGUCUUUCGCAUAAUUCAGCAGGAUUUCUAAACCUCGUUCAAGUUAUAAACCAAAGAUUUGAAGAUUUGAUACAAGAAAAGUACGAUGAAGCUCCUAGAGUUUGUAGCCAAAUCGGUUUUUCAAACGUAACCACAGGAGAUGACUUAUACAUACUUAAAGGAAAAAAUCUGCAAAGAAUGAUUGAACAUCAUGCGGAAAUUUCAGCUUCUAAUGCAUAUCCACCAAACACAGAAAUGGUACUAGUAAAGACGAGAGGGAAGCAAACUCUUCACGUAACCUUGAAAGACGUCAGGGGAAAUAUUAUAAAUGAUUCCUCUUUACGGGUGUCUGCUGUUCUUAACAAUAAAUCCUCUGGUGAUGAAACAAAAUUACGAUUUACCUGUAUGGGCAAUGGCAGAUUCAAAUCUCUACAGAACAUUAAAGAUGUUGAUGUCUAUAUUGAUAUUCAGCUGAAUAAGAAACAAUUCACGGAAGAAGUGAAGAUUGAAUCAUUGAACUGUGUAACAGGUAAUCCAGAAGAAGAGACAGAUAAUGUAGAAGAAAAUGAUUUAUUCGAUGAAGAAAAAGAUCUUACAGAUUCUGAAGAAGAAUGGGAUUUCAGUGCAGAUAAUGCUGAUGAUAUCAAUCACGAAAAAGGUGCCGUGUUGUCGACGACGGAUGGAGAGACUUGCACUAUUCUAAUCGACGGUUUCUGUGAAAGUAAAAUAUCAGAAAAUGAUGUAAGAGAUUAUUUUAGUAACAAUGAUCUCUCUGGAGGAGGUACAGUGAAGGACAUCGAUAUGAAUAUUGAUGAAGGAUGGUGUGUUGUAGUUUUCACAAGCUCUCAAGCUGCUAAGGAUGUUUGUAUCAGACGACACAAGCUGAAGGACCACGACGUAAAUGUAAAAGCUCAUGAUAAAAAAAUACAAAUUGCUCCAGAGUUAAAAGUGAUUUCUAACUUAGAUGAACACAAAUUAGCUUUCAUUACAGCUUCAAAUAUUAGCAAAGACGUUCUAAAUGCACGCUUAAGCAUAUUUUCAGCUAAAAUAGACUGGUCUUCUGUGAAACCAGAUGAGCGUUCUCUACAAAUAGCUUCAAACCUUACUUCUGAUGUGAAAGAUUUUCAGAAGAAAGCUAGGGUAUGGGGUAAACAUAUUGAAAAAGAGGUAUUACAGCUCUUUGAAAUAUUACUAGUUAAAGAAUACAAAAUAGAUCCGAACGAAUGGGACUUAAUCAAGAAAAGCGUUCAUCCAGUUGAUGUCCAGGAUAAGGAAAGAGUUAUGAUAACAACCAAUGAAAACAGAUUUAGCAUAGUAGUAGUUGGCUACCGGAUUCCUUAUAAAUCUUUGGUUACUGAUAUUAACCUCCUCACAGUCCCCGUGACAGUCAGGGAAAGAUUAAAAAAUUACGAAAUACGUUUGUUAUCAGCUGGAAAAGUAAUGGAAAGUAUUAGAAACGAACACAAAUCCAUAAAAAUUGUUCCAGAUUUAUCAAACGGUGAUAUUGAAUAUUCAGGAACUGCAGCCAUUGUAGCAUCCGCUAAGCAGAGAAUUUGUAAUACACUAAAAACAAAACAAACUCACAUUAUCAAAGAUACUCCAAACGAAAGACUUCAAUUCUUCAAAAGAAACACAGUUCAGAAAGAAUUAGAAAAAGAAUUUAAAGAUAAAGGUGUAACAUGUGCAGUUGAAUUUGAAAAAGAUAACAAAAUUAUCAUUUACACGUUAUCUAAAUCAGAAGGUGAAAAAGCAGUCAACGUUGUGAAAGAGUCAACAGCAGAAGUUACAUUUGGUAAAGAAACACCAUCUGGACUACUCGACAAAGAGUUGCAAGAAGUCAGAACAAAGAAAGCCAAUACAGUAGAAGUUCUUAGAUCUGACAGUAAAAUUAUAAUUUACGCAAUACCACAGUCAACUGUAGAGGCUAUCAAAGAUCAUAUCAAUUUUUUUGUCCGAUAUCCCCAUGGAAGUGUCCGUUGUACAGCCCAUUUCUGUACUGAGACAGGCCAAUCUAUAACAACAUUGCUCGGUAAUAUUACAGAUCUUCAUGCAGGUGUAAUUGUGUGCAGCUCUGACAAGCAUUUGAAACUUGGUACUGGUGUAGGUCAUGACCUUAUACAAAAAGGUGGAGCAGGAAUACAGUUGGAAUGCAACACCUACCUUCAAUCAAAACAAGUGAAGGAAUUGAGUAAGGACGAGGUAUUUUGUAGUUCAUCUGGGAAACUCUCCAAUUUUAGAUGGAUUGUUCAUAUACCUGGUGAAAAAUGGGAAAAUGCCAAAGAAUCUAAUGCGAAUGACGAAAAGAAGAAUUUCAUCAAGCUAAUUAUUUCAGCUCUAGAAAUAGCAAAAGAAAAGAAAAGUAAGAGUAUUGCCAUGCCAGCUUUAUGUUGUGGAAAUAAUGAAUAUCCCGUGAACAAAUCAACUGAUUGGAUUGUGGAGGCUUUAAAUGAGUAUCUGAAGCGCUAUGGAAGUACAACAAGCAUUAAAAAGAUUUAUCUGUGUGAUAAGAACCCAAAAGCUGUUGACAAUUUUGUGAAAAAACUGAAGGAUUUAUAUUUCUUGAUAUACGAUAGAGAUAAACAACAAAUUUAAAUCGUAGAUCAUUUUGGAAUUGACAGUAGCUAAAUCACCUAAUAAUAUUCAAUAUAGUCCUAAUUUGUAUAUGUACUUACCAAAAGGUCCCAACGAAAUAUGAAUGAAAUAAG
This is a messenger RNA of Mytilus trossulus (common blue mussel), 3708 nucleotides long. RefSeq lists its product as uncharacterized. The coding region runs from base 122 to 3595 and encodes 1157 amino acids. The transcript is spliced from 8 exons. Gene Ontology annotation, molecular function: RNA binding; zinc ion binding. The record is from RefSeq and is a predicted model, not a curated record. NCBI's taxonomy places the organism in Eukaryota, Metazoa, Mollusca, Bivalvia, Mytilida, Mytilidae.